CUCAAGGAUGUGGACUAUAAUACUACUUUAGUCUCUAGUAGCGCUCAAUCCUGUCAUUUCAAGCCGUGAAAUAAUUGCGCCAGCCACUCUAGCCCCGUGUGGCAACGAUUUGCCAUUUGUCCAUUCCAAGCAACGUCUGGCAAGGACGAGCCAGCCACUCCCCCGAGUCUCGGUCUCCAAGAGUGGAUCCAACUAACCGUCAGUCCACCACUGGUAAUUGCUGGCUGGCUGACGACUGAGACAGGAAUGGGUGGGUUCCACGAUUUUCCGGCAGAUUGGGGCACAACUGUCGAACCGGUGUCCUCAUGGGUGGGUCUUAAGUUGCCUUCUUUCACGGACUGACGUGGCGGACGUGGCGAGUGGCGACCCCAGCCCUUUCAUGGCUCAUGGAUGGUUACAGGGCCCAGAGUUGAUGACUUCCCUAUCUAUUCAUGCCCGUGUAGUCCGGCGUUAGCAUGGCCCAAUCUGAGCUUCCGGCCUAUCCCGGGGGCGUGGGUGGGAGCGGGGGUGUUGGUGGGGGCACGGGCACACUCGUUCAUUUAAAUGUGGGAGGUGAGCGGUUCAGUACGUCGAAACAGACGUUGACUGGUCCCGCGUCGGGCGACCACUUUUUCACGUCGUUGUUGAGUGGGCGGAUCGGUUCGCUCCAAGACGAGAGCGGGGCCAUCUUCAUCGACCGCGAUCCUGGGCUGUUCCGCGUGAUCCUGCACUAUCUCCGCACCAAGACCUUGUCUUUGCGGGACGUGGACCUCAAGCAGUUGCUGCAUGAAGCCGAAUUCUACGGCAUCACGUCGCUCAUUCAACAAUUGUCUUUAUGUCUGGAAUUGGACCAACCCGGAUGUGGCGAUGUGCUCUUUUAUACCUACUUGGCCCCGCCUCUCAUUCCCGCCCAUGAGCGACCCAAGAAAGCGAGCGGGCCGCCGCGGGCCGGCGGGCAUUCGCGCCACUCUUCGCAGGACUUGGGUCGGGGGGCUGGUAGCGGCGGGCUAGGCGUCACGGGCGGGCGAGCGCCCUUUCCGUCUGUACGCCACGCCUCGCAUUCGCGCAAUUCCUCGGCCGAUCUGAGCCGGACUUUGGGUCGGGCUCAUCCGGAUCCCAUGGGGCUGCUCUUCGGGGGCGGGGCCAGUUGGCGCGAUCCUUUGAGUGUACAGAUCGUCCAGGCCCACCAAAAUUGCAUUUGCGUGGCCUAUCCCCAUUUUGUGGCCUGCUUCAAGCAGAAGGAGAACCACGGUUUCCAGCCCGUGUUCACCAGUUUGUACUUAGAGCAUUUGAUUGAACGAGUGGCCAUUAAUGCCAAAAUGGGCUCUGUCUUGCCGCCCACGGCCACGGGCGAGCCCAUGAAUACCAUGAUUGCCAUUGGGUAUGCCAAUAACGUGCGCCUGAUGGGCUUCGCCGAGGAUGGGACCCGGUUGGACGUGGGCACGUUCAACUUGCACGCCUCGGUGGAUCAAAUGUUCUUUAUCGGGACGCAACUCGUGGCCCUCAGUCCCACGGGCAAGAUCGGGGUGUGGAACUCCAUGAGCCAACAUUGGCAAUCUCAAGAGCUGUCGCCCAUCACGUCCUACGACACGGCCGGCUCGUUCCUGCUCUUAGGCUCUUCCAAUGGUUCGAUCAAUUACAUCGAUAUGCAAAAGUUCCCUCUGCGAAUGAAGGACAAUGACCUGUUGGUCACCGAGUUGUACCGCGAUCCCGCUGGGGACUCCGUCACGGCCAUCUCGGUCUACUUGACACCCAAGACCUCGAUCAGUGGCAAUUGGAUCGAGAUUGCUUACGGGACCAGCUCGGGCAUUGUGCGCGUGAUUGUCCAACAUCCCGAGACCGUCGGGCACGGACCUCAGCUCUUCCAAACCUUCAGCGUCCACCGCUCCCCCGUGAUUAAAGUCAAGCUCUCGGAGAAGUUCCUGGUGUCGCUUUGCUCUGAAUACAAUCACGUCCGAACCUGGGGUGUGACUCGCUUCCGAGGCAUGAUCUCCACCCAACCCGGAUCCACUAGUGUGUCCUCGUUUAAGAUCUUAAGUCUCGAGGAGAUGGACCCAAGCUUGAGUAGCGUGGCUGGCAACGAUUGUGGGCCGUUCGGGGAACAGGACGAUGAGCAAGUCUUCGUGCAAAAAGUGGUGCCCGACACGGACUCGCUCUUUGUCCGCUUGGCCAGCAAUGGCGAUCGGGUGUGCGUGAUUCGAUCGGUGGACGGGACUACCAUCACCUCAUUCUGUGUCCAUGAGUGCGAAGGAUCUAGCCGAAUUGGGGCUCGACCGAGGCGUUUCAUUAUUACGGGACACUCCUCGGGAGCCGUGCAGAUGUGGGAUCUGACCACGGCGUUAGAGUUCUUCAAUAAGAGUAUGCCCACGUCUCAUUAUGGAGGUGGACCGAAUCCCGAAGAGCUGGUCAAGCUAUUGGACCACGUCGAGUUGAGCAACUCUCGGACAUCGACGCCUUGUUGUGUAUCUCCCUCCCCAUCUAUGCUGAGCUCUCAAAUGUCCAAUGCUCGAGUCAAGGCCGCAAAUGUGGCAUUCCUAAAUGCUCAAGACCCUUCCAACAACACGUCAGAAUAGGGUUGAAUACGAAACAUAUUCGUUAGUUGUCAGUUUGCCGGAAGUGACGGCAUGUCUUUAAUCCUCUCCAAAGUAUGUAUUUUCACCUUCAUGCAUUCAUGUUCAACUUCAUGUUUCAAACCUCAUGUUUCAUUCAGUAUCAUGUCUGAAGUUCGAUCCGAACAUCUUGAGGGCCUUGAAAAUGGUGGCGAGAAACAAACAUUUUCAAAACAACGACUAAUCUCGGGCACAUUAAAAUAAGUUUCAGUUGCUUCAAUGCUCUCUCGAUAUACCUACAAAAUGGAUGGAAGGACGAGAAAUUUGGGGGUCUUUAACGCACGAAAUAGACAAGCUAUUAUUACUUUUUUUUUUAAUCAAUUGAGCUCAAUUAGAUAAAGCUGUCUUCAAAUGAAUUGGGCAUAGAAAACAGCUAUUUUGGGUUUUGAUUGUCUUGAUGAAUACGUCAUCUGAGAAAUGUAUUGUUGAAGCGAAGUGUUAAAAAGCUAGACAUUAAUCUCGUCUAGAAAACUAGUGCUUCGCCACCUGGAUUGCUUUCCUUCUAAAACUAUCCGGCAAAAAAAAUACCGCUGUAAAGGUCCGUACUUGUCCUCGCUCAAAGGCUUCUGAUGUCGUUGGGAAAAAUUUCCGACCCCUCCAUUUUGUUGACCUACGUUUGUUUAGAUUCCAUUGUCUAUGUAUUUCAACACCAUACGUUUGUGUAGAUUGUUAUGUACCCUUUGAUAAAAUAAAAAAUGAGAUUCAGUUACGACAUAUGAGAUGGACUCUCCUUGCUUUCA
Messenger RNA from Tigriopus californicus, 3328 nucleotides. RefSeq names its product BTB/POZ domain-containing protein KCTD3-like. NCBI's taxonomy places the organism in Eukaryota, Metazoa, Arthropoda, Copepoda, Harpacticoida, Harpacticidae. The transcript has a single exon. Gene Ontology annotation, biological process: protein homooligomerization. The coding region runs from base 456 to 2552 and encodes 698 amino acids. Gene Ontology annotation, molecular function: protein binding. The record is from RefSeq and is a predicted model, not a curated record.